This is a messenger RNA of Papaver somniferum (opium poppy), 2765 nucleotides long. RefSeq lists its product as uncharacterized. Gene Ontology annotation, molecular function: TFIIIC-class transcription factor complex binding. Lineage: Eukaryota; Viridiplantae; Streptophyta; Magnoliopsida; Ranunculales; Papaveraceae. The record is from RefSeq and is a predicted model, not a curated record. Gene Ontology annotation, biological process: RNA polymerase III preinitiation complex assembly. Gene Ontology annotation, cellular component: transcription factor TFIIIB complex. The transcript is spliced from 15 exons. Bases 368 to 2443 code for a protein of 691 amino acids.
UCCCCAUUUCCUCUUCAUAUUACCUCCUCCCUCCUUCCUGACGAACCCUUUCUCUCCAUCUCAUCAUCACUAUCAGUUCCUCCUUUCCUUUUCUCACCACAAAACCUUCAAACCUAAACACUGUAAACGACAGCUCUCAAAUUUAUCGAUGGUAAAAAACAACUCCGUACCUGUCUCUGCAAUCUUCGAAGCUCUUCAGGUCUCUAAUUCAUCACCAAUGGUAUACGUAGAGGUUCAUUUGGUUUAUAAAUAUUAUAGCACUUCACCGUUAUCAUGACGAUAACUAGAGAAAAGGAAAGAAAAUCCAAAGAAGUGGAAUCGAAUUGGUACUUUUUAUUGGUUUCAAGAGGAGAGUUUUGCUUCUGAAAUGGAUCUUGAUGAUCUUCUAUCUGAACCGGUUGUUGUGAAUUCUCGGGCUAGGGUCAAGUUUCAACCUAAGGCUAGACCUAAAAGUAAUGUGAAAGUGGCUACCGUGUCAGCGGCUGGUCAAUGUGAUUCCUCAAAGGACAAGCCAGAUGCACUCAGUGGAACGCCACUACUAGGACACGCUUUAAGCAGUACAGAAGCUUUGCAACAAGAGUGUUCGGUGUCUGCUGAUGGCAAAAUCUCUGGACUAGUUGAUGUCUCUACACAGCUUGCCACCAGAAAGGAUGAAAUUGCAAUAGACCCUAUGUUUCCAGGGAAUACAAAUACCAUGGACAGUUGUGGUGAUAAGCAGGCUGGUUUUGAAAGAUCAAGAGGAGAGACUGCAGAUAUUUUCUCUGAGUUGGAGUCACUUGAUACUCUUUCUCAGUCUGCCAUUUCAAAUGUGAGUACAAUGAGAAAAUUCCAGCCUAAGGUGAUAAUCGAUGCUAAACCUAGAAAUAAACAUCCUGUAUCACGGCCCAUUAUUAGUGAAGCGGCUUGUUCCAUUUCGUGUCGGGAUACUCCAAGUCAUCAAGGCUAUACAAUCUCGGAAGAAGGACUUGCAUCUAUAGCCUCAGCUCCCACUGCUUCUGUCUCUCCAUCUGUGAACAAUAACCCAGAGUUUCUUGUAGUACCCCAAGACGUCUUUAAGAGUAGAGAGGCUGCCUCUCCAGAUAACCAUGGAGAUAGAGUUUCAUGGAUGGAUGACAGGAGGCUGGAGAAAGAGGUGGAGGCUUUUGAUAAUCUUACUUCUGAGACUACCCCUAAUAUGGGGAAUGUUCACUUGGUUCGUCCGGUAAACCAAUAUUUGGAAGAGGAUUUGACUCCUGCAACAAAAGACUUGGAAAAUUAUGCUGAAAUAUCUUUUCCGAAUGUUGUCAGUCAUGAAGAUUUUGGGGUUUCACAGGCUGGGCACAUGAUCUCUAGAAAAGAGGACUAUCAACCUAUUUUAGCCGCUAGCAAGGAAAUUGAAAUUGGUAGAUCCUCAAGGCAGCUUAGAAAUAAGGUGGUUCCUCUUGUUGCUACUGAUGAGAUAGCAGAGGAUUUCACGGUGAAUGAAAAUGAUGAUAACGACGAAUCAUUCAAUGGCAAUGAUAACCCCAACUUGAAAAACACAUGUCAAACUUCAAAGAAGCUGGCUCCUGGACUUGAAAAAACAGGUAGUGGACGUAGGAAAGCAGCCGAAGGAUCAGAGACCUUAAACAAGGAACCACCCAAGAAAAAGUUCUCUCAUUCUACCCGAAGAAAUAAGAGAAGAGUGGACAAGGUUUUGCUUGAAACCCCGGAGGAUGAAAUUAAUCCCCGGAAGUUGAUGCUGAAGGACCUAAUCCUGCUUGCUGAAGCCAAGGAACGAUUACUGGUUGCGGAUCCAAAUGCAGCAAAUAAUUCCUCCCCAUGUCAAAGUACUACUUUUACUCAAGAUACUCAUUUUGAGGAAGAAGUCCCCUUUGCUUACGAAGAAGAUCAAGCAGAACGUUUUGUUCAACCUAAACUCAACUACCAUACAUUCAUGAAUAAGACAUCGACUGAACGUUGGUCGAAACAGGAUACGGAUUUGUUUUAUGAGGGCAUUCAACAGUUUGGGACAGAUUUUACAUUGAUCCAACAACUAUUCCCUGGACGAGCACGAGCUCAGGUGAAGUCUAAAUAUAAAAAGGAAGAACAGCAACAUCCUAAGAGGCUUUUUGAUGCUUUGACAAAUCGUUCCAAAAAUCAUUCUCAUUUUGAGCUGGUUAUUGAGAGGCUACAAAAAGCUGCAGCUGAUGCAGAGGCAGAGCAUGGUUCUGACAGAGAUGAUGAGUCAGUUGGCAUCACAGGCGAGGAAGUGGAGAUCACUCCUAACACAAAUGAAGAAGUAUCGAAGAAGCCUGAUGAGAACAAAAAAAACUUUGAGGAGGAAGAAGUGGGCGAAGGUAUGAUGGAAGCAGAGCAGGUGGCUAUUAUGAAUCAUCAAGGUCACAGCCCUGCUAAAUCUCAUCAAGAAAGUGAAGAAGGAGAUGUCUACGAUAUUUGGAGUGAGUACAAAAGUGAUAUCUAAUACAUGAUUUACUGAAGCAUUCUGCAUAUGAUUACAGUAACAUGCACAAAAAAAUGGUUAAUUUGUUGUCGCUGCUGUGAUUUGAGUCCUGGUGUCCAGGGUCCUAGUAUGGAGCUGUUACCAUCAAGCUAUAACUGGUAGUUCUUAGCUUGAUAUUGUAUGUAUAUAUCCUGACAUAGUUCUGUUAUUCUUCGGAAUAUUUGCUGUUUCUCACUGUUUUUCCUGCAACGCCCUUUUCUCCACUCCCACUUGUAAACAAGUAAUGCUGUUAUCUACAGUUAUUACCUAUUCAAUGAAUCUUAAGCAUUUUCUUUUCCCUUCA